AUGAAGUUACUGAGUCUUGGUGUUACUUUUCUUUUUAUUACCUACUCGGGGGCUCUGUCAUUGUUAACUGAUAAUGAAGACAGCAAUUCUACAACAUUAAUCGACAAGGAAAAUAUAAACAACCUGAAGGUACUAUGGCAGAUGAUUAAUCAAGAGACUGUUAUUCGUUUAGCCUUGGUCAAAAAUGUUCACGUCUUAAUGAAUGACGUUGAUUCUAUCAAACAAAACCUUGUGUCAUCUGACACCACCGUCACCAAUUUGCAGCAGACGAUACAAACAUUGAAAACUCAGGUGGGCGCGUUACAACAGGAAAACAAAAGGCUUGCUGACGAUAAUAUAAGAUUUCAAAAACAAAUUCAGGAAUUUCAAGAAAAAUUUACAAAAGUUGACGAAAACAUUACAGAUAUUUAUGAACACCAACAGGUCACGGAAAUACGGAAUGAAGAGAAGCGUCAAGCUAUAUUCAACAAAACUAAUCAUAUUCUGGAUGACGUCAAAAUGGAGGUGAGAUAUCUAUCUGUGACUCUUCUGGACUUCAAGGAAAGGACUGAAAAGGAUACUAAAAUUAAAGAUGAAAACAUUCAGAAGAUCGAGAGACGCUUGAAUUCAACUCUUGAAUAUGUAAAUGCUAAAUUUUUGAGAACGGAAGGAAUUUUCGGGAACUUUUCUGCGUCAUUAAAAGACAUGGAAUACUCUCAGUCUGAGACCAGCAGAAAUCAAAUGG
Messenger RNA from Saccostrea cuccullata (small rock oyster), 724 nucleotides. RefSeq names its product paramyosin-like. The annotation marks the transcript as partial. The transcript has a single exon. The record is from RefSeq and is a predicted model, not a curated record. Lineage: Eukaryota; Metazoa; Mollusca; Bivalvia; Ostreida; Ostreidae.